AUGGCGGCGGUGGGGCCGCGGACGGGCCCAGGCGCCGGGGCCGAGGCGCUGGCGCUGGCAGCAGAACUGCAAGGAGAGGCGACCUGCUCCAUCUGCCUGGAGCUCUUCCGCGAGCCAGUGUCCGUCGAGUGCGGCCACAGCUUCUGCCGCGCCUGCAUCGCGCGCUGCUGGGAGCGCCCGGGGACGAGGGCCACCGCCGUGUCCUACACGCUGUCCUUCUCGCUGCCCUGCCCGCAGUGUCGCGAGCCCGCGCGCCCCAGCCAGCUGCGGCCCAACCGGCAGCUGGCCGCGGUGGCCACACUGCUGCGGCGUUUCAGCCUGCCGGCCGGCGCGCCAGGCGAACACGGGCCUCCGGAGGCGGUGGCGGCCGGGUGCGCACAGCACGGCGAACCGCUCAAGCUCUACUGCCAGGACGACGGACGGGCCAUUUGCGUGGUGUGCGACCGCGCCCGCGAGCACCGCGCUCACGCCGUGUUGCCGCUGGACGAGGCGGUUCAGGAGGCUAAGGAGCUCCUAGAGUCCAGGCUGAAGGUCUUGAAGAAGGAUUUGGAGGACUAUGAGGCCUUUCGUUCCACAGAAGAGAAGGAGAGCAAGGAGCUCCUGGUGAGAAUGGCAACCCCCAGGCUCAAGUCAGACGUCACCUUUCUCCAAGAAAAGCUAUCCGGUGACCCUGGGCCAGACCCAGACUUGGGUCUUACGGGUCCCUCACCGAGACACCAUGCCGCCACGCCCCCUGCCGUCACGCCCCCUGCUGCCACGCCCCCGGGCCACCACGCCCCUGCUGCCACGCCCCCGGGCUGCCACGCCCCCGGGACGCCACGCCCCCUGCCGCCACGCCCCUGCCGCCACGCCCCCGGCCACGUCACGUGCCCUCCUGCUAGGUGUUUGCCUGUUUCUCUCUGUCCCUCUGGGCACUGGGCGCUAUAG
Molecule: messenger RNA, 927 nt
Organism: Odocoileus virginianus texanus
Lineage: Eukaryota; Metazoa; Chordata; Mammalia; Artiodactyla; Cervidae
Source: RefSeq, a predicted model, not a curated record